This is a messenger RNA of Aethina tumida (small hive beetle), 1253 nucleotides long. RefSeq names its product serine/arginine-rich splicing factor 6-like. The transcript is spliced from 4 exons. Bases 328 to 1179 code for a protein of 283 amino acids. The record is from RefSeq and is a predicted model, not a curated record. NCBI's taxonomy places the organism in Eukaryota, Metazoa, Arthropoda, Insecta, Coleoptera, Nitidulidae. Gene Ontology annotation, molecular function: mRNA binding. Gene Ontology annotation, cellular component: ribonucleoprotein complex; nucleus; cytoplasm.
AUCCCCGUUGGCAUCGCAAGCUUGAAACAAACGUCUCACCCGUUCUUCAUCGCAGACAGAGCUAGCACUUUCACUUAAACAAUCUGUGUCAGCCAUAACCCUAUUUAAGAAGGGCGCACAUUUAGGCUUCUGUAUAUACCUGUCUGUGUCUGUGACUCAUUGUGACUUCCGUGAACAUUGUGGGCAUGUCCAGCGAGUAGGAUCACAAAAAAGAUAAUUCCCCUCCUUUUUUAAUUUACUUCUAGUCUCACACACAUAAUUUGGCAGCUCGACACCAACACCGCUUCUGGAACUAUACUUGGAAGUGAUUCUAUCAAUCAAACAAUCAUGCCCCGUUUUAAAGUAUUUGUGUGCCCGACGCAACCCUCAACGACCUGCGAGGAUAUAGAAUACUUCUUCCGUGACUUCGGAAAUAUCUUAGACAUCGAAAUUAAGAAAGAAUUCACCAUUGUCAGCUUCGAAGAUGCCGAAUCAGCUGAGAAGGCCAUUCGAGAGAUGAACGGCGAAACACUAAACGGUCAACGAGUGACCGUUGAGUACACCAACGUACAAAAAAUAAAGAAAUGCGGCAGAGUUUUGGUUGAGCCUGUGUCGUCGAAAGCAGACCAACAGGACCUGCGUGCCUUUUUUAAGGAUAUGGGCCACAUUGUUCGUAUUCACUUCACGUCCCGUGCUGCAAUCGUGACGUUUGACGAAAUGAGGGACGCUGUAAGGGCCGCUGAUACUCUCAGUCACACUGAAUUUUUAGGAAAACGUGUGACCGUACGAGUUCUUAAUAACAGCGCUGAGAGCAGAAGGCCGCCACCUAGACGCCAGAGGUCUCCCAUUAGAACAAAUCACCGCGUUAUUGUUCAGAAUUUGACAACGCAGAUCGACUGGAAAGGUUUGAAGAAUUUGAUGAGCGAGGCCGGAGUGGUCACCUAUGCGAAUGCGCACAACAGGCAACGCAACCAAGGCGUUGUUGAGUUUGCCACCGAGAGGGACAUGUGGAGAGCUAUUGACACCUUGAGCGACACGAAACUCAAUGGAAGACGUAUUAAGAUAGUGCCGUUUGUUGACAUUUUGAAGGAGCAGGGUGAGCAUCGUCAAGGAGUGAAGAGGUCUCGAUCAAGUUCACGCUCUAGGAUGGACGAAGAAUACCGUCUUAUCUCAUAUAAGAGAAGCCGUAUCGAAUACUAAGCAAAUGCAUGGAAGACAAUGCAAAACGUGAUGUGUAUAUUUAUAGUAAUAAAUAAAGUCUACUUUUCUAAAUA